Messenger RNA from Umbelopsis ramanniana AG, 888 nucleotides. RefSeq lists its product as uncharacterized. Gene Ontology annotation, biological process: protein N-linked glycosylation; mannose metabolic process; GDP-mannose biosynthetic process. Gene Ontology annotation, molecular function: phosphomannomutase activity. The transcript has 7 exons. Lineage: Eukaryota; Fungi; Mucoromycota; Umbelopsidomycetes; Umbelopsidales; Umbelopsidaceae. The coding region runs from base 8 to 772 and encodes 254 amino acids. The record is from RefSeq and is a predicted model, not a curated record. Gene Ontology annotation, cellular component: cytosol.
CAUCAUCAUGUCUUCCACAUCAUCAUUUGCCGAUCGCAAGCGCCCUGACACCAUCUGCCUUUUUGAUGUAGACGGAACUCUCACCCCUGCUCGUUUGUCCAUGUCAGACGAAAUGCGCGCCCUUCUUCAAAAGCUUCGCAAGGAGUGUGUUGUAGGAUUUGUUGGAGGUUCUGAUUUCCCAAAGCAAGUGGAACAGCUUGGUUCUACUGUCUUGGCCGACUUCGACUACUGUUUCUCUGAGAAUGGCUUGACUGCCUUCUGCCUUGGACAGAAGCUUCCAGCACAGAGCUUUAUUGAGUGGAUCGGUGACGAGGAGUAUAACAAGCUUGUCAACUUCAUUCUUCGAUAUAUCGCUGAUAUGGACUUACCUAAGAAGCGCGGUACCUUUAUUGAAUUCCGCAAGGGCAUGAUCAACGUUUCCCCUAUCGGUCGUAACUGCUCGCAAGAAGAGCGUAAUGAGUUUGAAAAGUAUGAUUUGGCACGAGGACUUCGCAAGAAGUUUGUUUCAGACUUGAGAGCUGCUUUCCCCCAUCUCGAGCUCACUUACUCCAUUGGUGGACAAAUUUCAUUCGAUGUCUUUCCCACUGGAUGGGAUAAGACCUACUGCUUGCGUCACAUUAAGGACCAAGGUUUCACGAAAGUCCACUUCUUCGGUGACAAGACUUAUGAAGGCGGUAAUGACUAUGAAAUCUACACCCACCCUGAUGUUGAAGGUCACUCUGUCAAGAACCCUGAGGAGACCAUGAAGAUCCUUAACGAGCUCUUUUUCUAGACAUCUAGCUGUUAAAUAAAUGAUUUCUCUCUUUCUUAAUUUUGACUAUCAAAGGCGUAGGCGUACUAAUCAUUUUGUUACGUGUCGACCUUCGAUGGGCUAAGCAAUGGUAUACA